This is a messenger RNA of Antechinus flavipes (yellow-footed antechinus), 4090 nucleotides long. It is a transcript of the gene CTSK, whose product is annotated as cathepsin K. Gene Ontology annotation, molecular function: cysteine-type endopeptidase activity. NCBI's taxonomy places the organism in Eukaryota, Metazoa, Chordata, Mammalia, Dasyuromorphia, Dasyuridae. The record is from RefSeq and is a predicted model, not a curated record. Gene Ontology annotation, cellular component: lysosome. The transcript is spliced from 7 exons. Bases 2346 to 3443 code for a protein of 365 amino acids. Gene Ontology annotation, biological process: immune response.
UGGGAGGUUGGCUUUAUUCAGGUAUAUUAGCUUUUCCUUGGAGACUUGGAAAAAAAAUAGAUUUGAAGAAGAAAACGAUAUAUUUAAGGAUGGGAGAGGUAGAAUGGCCUCUAAACUAGGAGUGAAGGGUCAUCUGCUGUUAAUUUCAGUAUUGGAAGACAUUGCUAAUCUUACAGACUGGAAGAAACAUUGCUCUGUGUGCAGUGUGUGCUUUAAAGGAGACGAUCCUCCAGAUAAUGGGGUGAGUGGGUGUGUUUGAAAAUUGAGUUCUUUGGAGCUAGGGAGGCCAAACUCGUUCCCCACAGCCUGUAUCCCUCUCAGCAGAAGACAGGCAGAGAAGACAAAACUUGGGAGAAUCAUGUGUUGAAGCUGAAUAGUCCAGCUUCCAAGACGUGUUUUCUGUGUGCCACAGUCAUGUGAAACUUAACACUCAGCGACUUUGGUUCCCUGUCGAUAUGCAAAUCCAUUCUCUUGCCCUUCUCCCUUUUGGUUUCCUUCCAAGGGGUUUCCCAUCCCCCAUCUCGCCCUCCUCCCGCCUGCCGCUUCCAGCCUGACAGUCCAGAUUUUCCAGCCAACUGCUGGAGCUGACUUCCUCAAACUUUUUGGAAUAAAACUAGCAUCCAUAAUCAUCCACUCAGUUCCACACACGCCCGUGCCUUCCUCCCCAGACUAGAGAACAGACCGUCAUCAGGUAAAGCUGUGCUUGUACCCCUACCUCACUCCUUACGCCUUUCAUCUUUAUCUGGUGGCUUCUUUCUUUAGGGAAAGUCGGGAUAGUACAGUAUGGAUGCGUGGCUUCCGGGGAUCGUUUUGUUGCCACAUAGAUGUUUCUUGCCUGGAAAUUUGCAGUGUGUCCUAUAGUGGCCUCUGUCCUAUAAUAGUAAUGAGAGUAAAGGAUUUAGGGUUCCUUUUUCUGCCACUCCCACCCGCUCCAAGGCGCUGCUUGUAAUUUUCAAUUGGAUAGGGAAUAGGGAUUAAGAGAUUUUAGAGCUUGGUACACAAAUAGGGGAAGCCUUAUACAGGAAUACGGAGGUGGAGGGGAGAAGUGUUAAAGCCAUCUCAUCUAAGAUUUCUGGGCUUUCAGCAUUGCAAUUAACAUUUGAUAUGGCUGGGCUUGUAUAGAGGGGACUCUCAAGACUGGUCCUUAGUACUACAGGUACAGUAAGGUGAAAAGUGUUGAAGAAAUGGACAAAAAUGGCUCUAAGUAGCCUAAGCUUACUCAAAUUUGUUAGUACACAGGAUCGGGAAGCCAAGUGGCAUAUUACACUGUAUCAGUGCUACUGUGGUGGAGAUGAUAAGCUAUGGCAGAAGAAAGAUUAGUGUGAACCUUUGAGGGACUGGGUCCUUGACCUUCAGGGACUGCCUGAUUUCCAGCUUAUGUUUGAUUCUCUUGGGAUGUAGCAACAGGGCUUCCCGAUAGUAGAAAAGAGGGAAAUCUUUAUGACCACAGCAGCUGGUUAGUAUUAGAGCAAUUUCCUGAGAAAGGAGGAAGAGAAACAGCAGCAGUAGAUUUGGGAGGUGGAGAGGGUUUUGGAGGUUGGAGCUUUGUCUGGGAAAGGCAGAUAGAAGUAAGAGAAUGAGAAGGAGAGAAAGUAAAAUAGACUGAGGCAGGGAGGAAAAUCCUUUCAGUGAGCAAGUUGCCACUCAGCAGUCCAUUAUCUAUCUAAGAACUUAGGGUUCCUUCGAAAGAAAAGUAGGUUAGAAUCACUGAUCAGAACAAAAUCUCUACCUGGUGUCUAUUCGAAUUCUACUCUGAUCAUUCUCUUUUCCUUAUCAUCUCCUCCAGGCUUCGUGGGCACAUUGUGGAGAGAGAGGGAGGAGAAAUUAUUCAGAUCAUUUUUACCUUUCCCUUCCAUAUAGUAGAGCUAGAAAUGUUCGUAUUCAUGAUAAGUAUCCUAAACCAUGUCCAAGUCAAACAGCACAAAGUGAGUGUUCAGUUGAAAAGAAUGGAUGUGUAUGGGAGGAGGAGCAGACAGACACUUUGAAACACUCCUCAGCUUACCAUCUGGUAGCUUAUUUUAAUGAAUUUUUUUUUUUUUUAACGGCACUAAACUGCUGAAGAAUCACAGAUGUUAACAGUGCCCUCUAAAUUCACUUGUACUCAAUUUUUAUGCAUUGAUACAAAGAUCUAAUUGUUCUGCCCUCGAUAGUCUUGACAUAUGUAUUUGUUAAUGUUUCUCUAUUGUGUGCUUUUGGGUGAUAUUUCACCAGAAUAAACUAUACAGGGAAGAGUCAAGGAACCAAACAAAAGUAAUGUGUUUCUCCGAUGUUUAGAUUUCAUCCAGAGUUAGGUUCUUACCUCUUUGGUCAUAAACCAUUCUCACUACUCUUUCUCCCUUCUCAACAUGAUGGUUUUCUCUCUUAUCCCUGGCCUGGAAUUUGAAAGCAGCUUUCUUACAUAUUCCUUGCAAACCCAAAAUCUGGACAGUAUUCCUUCCCUCAGGAUGUGGGAGUUAAGCAUCCUGCUGCUGUUGCUGCCAUCAGUGGUGAGUUCUGCUCAUCACCCAGAAGAAAUGUUAGAUACACAGUGGAAGCUGUGGAAGCAAUCCUAUGGAAAAGAAUAUAACAGCAAGGUGGAUGAGAUCUCUCGACGUCUGAUUUGGGAAAAGAAUCUAAAAUACAUUUCUACCCACAAUCUGGAAUUUUCUCUUGGUCUUCACACAUUUGAGCUGGCCAUGAACCAUUUGGGUGACAUGACUAGUGAGGAAGUAGUACAGAAAAUGACUGGACUGAAGAUGCCCCUGUCCCGCUCCCAGAACAAUGAUACCCUCUAUAUUCCUGACUGGGAAGGCAGAACCCCUGAUUCUAUUGACUACAGAAAAAAGGGAUAUGUCACUCCGGUCAAAAAUCAGGGUCAGUGUGGCUCGUGUUGGGCCUUCAGUUCUGUGGGUGCCUUGGAAGGCCAACUCAAGAAGAAGACUGGUAAACUCCUCAACCUGAGUCCCCAGAACCUUGUGGACUGUGUGUCCAAAAAUGAUGGCUGUGGUGGGGGUUAUAUGACCAAUGCCUUCCAGUAUGUACAGGAGAACAGGGGCAUUGACUCUGAAGAUGCUUACCCUUAUGUUGGACAGGAUGAAAGUUGCAUGUACAACCCUACUGGCAAGGCAGCAAAAUGCCGGGGAUACAGAGAGAUCCCAGAAGGGAGUGAGAAGGCCUUGAAGAGGGCAGUGGCCAGAGUGGGACCCGUUGCUGUUGCAAUUGAUGCAAGCCUGUCCUCUUUCCAGUUCUAUAGCAAAGGUGUGUAUUAUGAUGAAAACUGCAACGGUGAUAAUCUCAACCAUGCAGUGCUGGCUGUGGGAUAUGGGAUUCAAAGGGGCACCAAACACUGGAUCAUCAAAAACAGCUGGGGAGAGGAGUGGGGCAACAAAGGCUACAUCCUGAUGGCCCGGAACAAGAAGAACGCCUGUGGCAUUGCCAACCUGGCCAGCUUCCCCAAGAUGUGAGCCUGGCCUUUGGACUUUGUUUGACUCUUCCUUUCCACCUCCCUCCGUUCUUACAAGGCUGCAGAUGCACUUUGGAAAGGAGCUGGCCGCUCUCUCUUGGAGCAAACCCAGGGGUUUGUAGACGGUUCACUUACAGCUUACCCUUCAGUAUGACCAAGUGCCCUUCGGAUGUCCUUCUCCUCUUUUCCCCAGCCCCUGCCUCUACUCGGUUUCCUUAGAAAUUUCAGGGUCAAGAGUGAGGUACAAGGGCUAGCUCCAAAAUGCACACACAGGGCCGUGGCCUGGGAAGUGGACGCCGGGUCGUAAGUGGGCAGGCUGUCCUGGUGCUGCUGCUGUGUCCAUGGGAGGAGAGCUUCCAAACAGAGCAGACUCCCAUCUGGCCAGAAGUCGGCCCUUUUUGUUCUGCCUCAAGGCAGGGAUGCAGACAGUGACAUGAAAUCCUGUCUGUCCAGCUGUCAGGGUUCCUUCCAUCAAGUUUUGUGAGUCUCCAUAAUCUCUUCUUUGUCCUCAAAAGUGAGAGGUGCCUGUUUUCCAUCUCAUUUCAUGAAACUAUGAUUUUCUUAUUUUGUAGUAAGUUUAGAUUAUACCAGAAAUAUGUAUUUUUUCCUCUCUGCUUAAAUGUUUUGAAAUAAACUGAGUAUUAAUCA